This is a messenger RNA of Daldinia decipiens, 2023 nucleotides long. RefSeq lists its product as uncharacterized. Lineage: Eukaryota; Fungi; Ascomycota; Sordariomycetes; Xylariales; Hypoxylaceae. The coding region runs from base 347 to 1915 and encodes 522 amino acids. The record is from RefSeq and is a predicted model, not a curated record. The transcript is spliced from 4 exons.
UUGGGUGUGCCAUUCGGGAAUUCAGUAUACUGCAGCAAAAGGGCGCCAGUUCUUGGGCCUCUCGCCAGUGAAUUAUCCGUAUUGGCAACAACUAAACGUUGAGACUGAGCCGCCCCAGCAGUCACAGCUGAACUACUAAACUUACACUCGUCUGACCGUUUGCGCUUUGGUGCCUAGCGACCAACAAACCACUACAUAAAGCAACGAGAUUGUGAGCCGGCUACACUUUUUCUUGCAACCCGAAAAAAACCCCAAGAACAACUCUUGGUCAAAUAACAACUUCACGCAGAACCUUUUAAUCAAAUCGACGAACCUCCUACUUUAAGUCGAAUCUAACGAUUGCAAAAUGGCGUCCAAGGUUUUCUCUGCCUUCUUCCUCCUAAGCAGCUUUGGAGAUGUGGCAGCUUUCUGGCGCAUGGAGUGUCAUGGCCGCACAGGUCUAGCUCGUAUUGAUCCAAUUAUGGAUGCUGGCACGAUAUCUCCUCAUAUCCAUACCGUCCACGGCUCUUCUGGUUUUUCGCUCAGCGCUACUUACGAUGAACUUAUCCAGGGGAGCUGCAGCUCGUGUGCCGUGAAGCAAGACAAGUCGGCAUAUUGGACACCUGCGCUCUACUUUCAAGAUAGCCAGACCAAGCAGUUUGAGAUCGUUCCUCAGGUUGGAGGAAUGCUUGCGUACUAUCUUCUGCGAGGAGAUAACGUUACAGCUUUCCCGCCGGGAUUCCAGAUGGUCGCUGGAAGCAACUAUCGACGAGACUAUACUGUUGGGGAUCCAAAGUCACCUGACCCCCCACAGUCUGACUGGGCUGCUCUCAAGCAAACUAGCCAGAAUGACCUCGAGCAACGAGCAAUCGGAUACAAUUGCAUGAACUACAAGAAGGCACCCGAAGGUUCGCUGCUACGUCACUACUUACCUGACAAGAGUUUCCUCGACGCAAACUGCCCUGAUGGUCUCCGCAUCGAAUUGAUGUUCCCAUCAUGCUGGAACGGUGAUAUCACAGCUACGGACCACAAGAGCCAUUUGGCCUACCCCAGCUUGGUUGGAAAUGGUGACUGCCCCGAUUCCCACCCGAAGCGAUUAGUUACUCUAUUCUACGAGACUAUCUGGGAUACCGGCAACAAACAGUUCAAUGGCCGCAGUGGAGAAUUUGUCGUUUCCAACGGUGACCCAACAGGAUUUGGUUAUCAUGGCGAUUUCAUGACUGGCUGGGAUGUUGAAUUCUUGCAGGAAGCUAUUGACACCUGCACGAACGAAUCCGGCAACAUCCGGGACUGCCAACUCUUUGUGAACAACGGGCCUCUCCAGACUGACGAGGAACAAAAUUCUUGUGAAUUCGAUGUUCCGCCAAUGCUAGCCCAGGAAGAUGGUUCUGCUCGUAACCUUGCAAACCUCCCCGGUAAUAUCCAGAUCCAGGCUGGCCCACAGUCUGCUACCCCCGGUGUCGGUAAUGCCAAUCCUAUCAUUUCCGCCGCAACUAGCUUACUUGGUGGUUUCUUUGGUGAUGGCGCCUCGUCGUCUACAACGUCCUCUAGUAUUCCAGCUGUUACCUCGUCCAGUGCAUCCGCAGCAAGCACAAGCUCAAUUGCUCCUGUCGAAUCAGCUCCGGCAUCUAAGAAUUUCGGUGCCCUUGCAGUGCCGCCUGCCGAGACGCCCUCUUCGAGUACGCCUCCACCUCCCCCGCCAACGACUACCCCUGCCCCAGCAGUUACUUCAGACCCUGGUGUGUCAUACGAAGUGGUUAGCACACAGACCAUUACGCGCGGUUCCGAAGUCGAAGUUGUGAUCUGGAAAGAGCCCGUUGUAUAUGUAACGGAGGAGUCCAUGACGACCGUAACAGUUGCACCCCCGGCAGUGAAGCCACGAAGAUUCUAUGGUAGACAUGCCUUACAGCACGCACACCAUGCUCGCAGGACUUAAAAGAUCAACCAAGCUGCGCGUUCUUUUAUAUUCGUUUCGGUGGAAAUACUUGUUCGCCAAUUAGGACCGGCGAUGAUUUUUUGCAUCAUGUUUCAGGGUCUGAUCCGA